This is a messenger RNA of Trichoderma virens Gv29-8, 1752 nucleotides long. Its product is annotated as calmodulin-dependent protein kinase. The record is from RefSeq and is a predicted model, not a curated record. The transcript has 2 exons. NCBI's taxonomy places the organism in Eukaryota, Fungi, Ascomycota, Sordariomycetes, Hypocreales, Hypocreaceae. Gene Ontology annotation, biological process: cellular response to oxidative stress; protein phosphorylation. Gene Ontology annotation, molecular function: calmodulin binding; calcium/calmodulin-dependent protein kinase activity; ATP binding. Bases 1 to 1251 code for a protein of 416 amino acids.
AUGAGCCGCCAGCAGCCCCAGCAGCAGCCUCAGGUCCAGCCCUGUAGAUACAAGGUCGGAAAGACGCUGGGAGCUGGCUCGUAUUCCGUCGUCAAGGAAUGCGUUCAUAUUGAUACCGGCCGCUACUAUGCAGCCAAGGUCAUCAACAAGCGACUCAUGGCGGGGCGAGAGCACAUGGUCCGAAAUGAAAUCGCCGUCCUGAAAAAGGUGUCCAUGGGGCACCAGAACAUCCUGACGCUGGUUGACUACUUCGAGACAAUGAAUAACCUCUACCUUGUUACGGACCUGGCUCUCGGAGGUGAACUGUUUGAUCGCAUCUGCCGCAAGGGCUCAUACUAUGAAUCCGACGCGGCCGAUCUCAUCCGCGCGACGCUGUCUGCCGUCGCAUACCUCCACGACCACGGUAUUGUUCACCGCGACUUGAAGCCCGAGAACCUGCUCUUCCGCACACCCGAGGACAACGCAGACUUGCUCAUCGCCGACUUUGGUCUCUCUCGCAUCAUGGACGAGGAGCAGUUCCAUGUCUUGACAACGACCUGCGGCACUCCCGGCUACAUGGCUCCCGAGAUCUUCAAGAAGACAGGCCAUGGCAAGCCUGUCGACCUGUGGGCCAUUGGUGUCAUCACCUACUUCCUCCUCUGCGGCUACACCCCCUUCGACCGGGACUCCGACUUUGAAGAGAUGCAGGCCAUCCUCAGCGCCGACUACAGCUUUACCCCGGUCGAGUACUGGCGCGGCGUCUCAUCGUAUGCCAAGGACUUCAUCCGCCGCUGCCUCACCAUCGACCAAGACAAGCGCAUUACCGCUCACGAAGCCCUCCAGCACCCUUUCGUCGCCGGCCUCGCGCCCUCGGACGGCGCCGGCGAGAACUUGCUGCCGACGAUCAAGAAGAACUUCAACGCCCGGCGCACGCUCCACGCCGCCAUCGACACCGUCCGUGCCAUCAACAAGCUCCGCGAGGCCCAGAAUCUCAUGGACGGUGCCCGCUCCCAAGAGCCCGCACGCGCCCGCGGUGGUCCCAACGCUGCUGUUCCGCCCGUCAGCGGUGUCCGUAAGGACGACAGCGCCAUAUCCAUGGGUUCCAGCCAGGGCAACGACGGCGACGCCAACGUGGACAGACAACCCGAUGAUGUAGUCAUGGGCAACACAACACCCAGCUCCGAUGUGCCUGCGUUGCUGCAGCCGGGCAACUUGGCUAACCGCAUCGUACAAACAAGCAAAGGCCUCUGGAACCCUGAAGCCGCGAGGUAGCAGUGUACACGAUAUGAUGAAUCACGCCACAAGUGGUGAUUAGGAGGGGGGAUGACAACUCCUAUCCGAGAGAGACAUGCAUGUGCACACUGGCGCUGGCAGCCAUUGACAAUCAGCAUGUUUCUCAGAUAGAGUCCCCUAAGUUUCAACUGCAAGAGAAAAUCAAGUCCUCCCCUACCCCCAUCACCCAUUUUCCCUCCUCAAAAAAACAAACCGAAAAAAAAAAGAUCGAGUCUCACAAUUUCAGGAGAAGACCCUCAUUAAAAUGUCCUUUUUUGUUUAUUUUUCAUUUUCCGUUUCUCUUUUCCGUUUAUCCAUCUGUUCAAGCCAUGGGAAAUAUUCGAGGGUUUUUUAUUUAACGCUGUGCCUGGAAUGGGAAGUGGUAGAAAAGGCAGAUGUCAUGAGAGUUGAGAGAUAUCAUAAGACAUGUGUAUAUGGCUGGCUACAUAGCAAGUGAAAAAUGGCGUUUAAUAUCACGUAACGAAUGAAGAACUGAUUACU